CUGUAGAGUAACGUAGUAAAGAAAAUUUAGCGAUGGAGUUCACGAACGUUUUCUUGUCGAUUUUCUUCCUAUUUAUUUCGAAAGUAAUCGCAAAUGAGGACUCAAGAGGAUAUCUUCGAAGAGAGCAUUCAAUUUUUAAAGGUGCUGGACCUUCUAUUCCAUAUUGGGAUUUUCGUGGAAGUACAUUUAUAUCAAGUAGCUACAUCAGAUUGACACCUGAUCAUCAGAGCAAGAGAGGUGGCCUGUGGAAUAGUGUGCCAUGCCAUGUUAAAGACUGGGAAAUGCUGCUUCAUUUUAAAGUACAUGGUGUUGGUGAUAUGCUGUUUGGUGAUGGAUUUUCAUUUUGGUAUACCAAGGAAAGGAUGCAAGAAGGUGAUGUAUUUGGUAGCAAGGAUUAUUUUUAUGGUCUUGGUAUAUUCUUUGACACCUACAGUAAUCACAAUGGUGAACACCAGCACGAGCACCCUUAUAUUUCUGCAAUGAUUGGAAAUGGUUCUGUUCAUUAUGAUCAUGAUCGAGAUGGAACACUAAGUCAAGUGGCUGGCUGCUCAGCAAAUUUCCGUGGGAGAGGUCAUGACACUUAUGCUCUGAUCCGUUACUCAGGAACACAGAACCGUCUUACAUUGUUUGUCGACGUCGACAACAAGAAUGAGUGGACGGAUUGUUUUGAUGUGAGUGGAGUUAAACUGCCGACUGGGUUGUAUUUUGGAGCGUCAGCAGCCACUGGUCAACUUGCAGACAAUCACGAUAUUAUAUCCAUGAAAUUCUAUGAAACUGAAAUUCCAGUCACGGCAACUGAUGAUGAAGGCGAUGUUGAUCGCUCCAGAAUUGUGCCUGUCGCAACUGGAGCCGAACCGUACAGAGAACGUGUUGAGGACGUACAAGGGAGUUUCUCGUCAAGGACUGUCAAGGUUUUUACAUGGCUCUUCUGGUUUGCUCUUGUUGCUUGCUGUGUUAUUGGAGUUUCUCUCUAUGUCUACCAGAAACGCCAAGAAGACUCCAGGAAACGGUUUUACUAAGAGACAGGCAUGGACGUUCAGGAUACUUCAAAGUGAUCCAGUUUUGUCCGAGUGAAUAAUGCUUUCUGUUUUCGCGCGCUCAAGGUCGGAGAGAAAUGGAUGUUUACUCGGACAGAUUUAAUUAGGAGAAAAUGUUUUGAACAAUUAUCACUGGAAACUUCAGUCACUACAUGCAUUGUAGACAUUGUGCGUUUGAGGUCCGGAACAAGAACAAGUUUUGGUAAAUUCUUAAUAUAAAACUACCUGGCAGAGGUUGUUUAUAUUAGUUCUAGUUUCAUUUUUGUACGUUGUGUUGUUCGGAUUGCGCAAUGCCACAAAUCGAAGACGAAAAAAGCAGGCCCUGUCCACACUGCACCGGAGAAAUUUGAAAGCGCAGAUUUAUUUCUACAGUUAAAUCUACCGUCCCGACCAAUCCGUCACGAAAACGGAGCUUUUCGAAAACGCUCUUCAAACCGGAAGAAUUUGAAAACGAAGCUUUUCUAAAACGGUGUAGUUACAAUAAUCGUGUGACUUCCCUGACAAGGUUUUCCUCAAACACAAAUUUAUCCAAACUGACCGGUGAUUGUUAGGUUUUGAAAUUCCUCCUGCGUUGUGUGAACGGAAGACAUUUGAAAUGUUUUCAGAGUGAAACCUCCGUUUUCAAAAUUCUCUGGUGAAAUGAAGACGGGGCCUAACACUACUGCAAUACAAUGGAACCUCGAUUUAACGAACUUCUACAUAACGACGCCCCCCUUAAUAUAACUUACGAAAUUCUUCGCCCGGCCAGUAAUAGUAAAAUAUAUGUUUAAGAACCCCGAUGUAUUGAAUCCUCGUCAUAUGGAACAUAUUUUGCUAGUCUUUUAGCUCGUUAUAUCGAGGUUCCACUGAACAUAACUUGGGACACCUGUGGGGAAGGGACAGCCAAAUGACUAUUUUAUCAUAUCAAUAUUCCGGAUUCGCAACCAUUAGAAUUUAUGUAUGUAUGAUUACAUGCUAAGUGGAGCAAACUGAGAGUGAUCAUAAUAAGUUACUAAGACAAGAGAAUGUUUGCCACCACUUAGCUAUCUUGUAAAAGAAUUUAUAUGUACUCUUGUGGUUUGGAAUGAUUCUAAUACUGUUCCAUUAAAUUAUCAGCUUGUUAGA
Molecule: messenger RNA, 2141 nt
Organism: Orbicella faveolata
Lineage: Eukaryota; Metazoa; Cnidaria; Anthozoa; Scleractinia; Merulinidae
Product: vesicular integral-membrane protein VIP36-like
Biological process (GO): endoplasmic reticulum to Golgi vesicle-mediated transport
Cellular component (GO): endoplasmic reticulum-Golgi intermediate compartment; endoplasmic reticulum membrane; COPII-coated ER to Golgi transport vesicle
Molecular function (GO): D-mannose binding
Source: RefSeq, a predicted model, not a curated record